Molecule: messenger RNA, 733 nt
Organism: Phragmites australis (common reed)
Lineage: Eukaryota; Viridiplantae; Streptophyta; Magnoliopsida; Poales; Poaceae
Product: soluble inorganic pyrophosphatase 1-like
Exons: 8
Coding region: 86-733 (215 amino acids)
Biological process (GO): phosphate-containing compound metabolic process
Cellular component (GO): cytoplasm
Molecular function (GO): inorganic diphosphate phosphatase activity; magnesium ion binding
Source: RefSeq, a predicted model, not a curated record
GGCUAUUACAUCUUUGACUGUUGCGUGUUUUAUGGCUCGGAAUAUUCGUUCUUGCAGAUUUUGCUAGUUCCAUGCAAGGAAACUCAUGGUCCAUCUUUUCUGUGGUUGUAGGAGUAUGGCUGGAGAGAAGAAAAGCCAUCCGCGGCUGAACGAGCGGAUCAUGUCGUCCCUCUCAAAGCGGUCUGUCGCCGCGCAUUCCUGGCAUGACCUUGAGAUAGGACCUGGCGCCCCUCAGGUUUUCAAUUGUGUUGUUGAGAUCACAAAGGGGAGUAAAGUGAAGUAUGAGCUUGACAAGAAGACUGGACUUAUCAAGGUUGACAGGGUGCUGUACUCAUCUGUGGUCUAUCCGCACAACUACGGUUUCAUACCACGCACGCUUUGUGAGGAUGGAGAUCCAAUGGAUGUGCUGGUGUUGAUGCAGGAACCGGUGAUACCUGGUUGCUUUCUUCGAGCUAGGGCCAUUGGCCUUAUGCCUAUGAUUGAUCAGGGUGAGAAAGAUGACAAGAUAAUUGCAGUUUGUGUUGAUGAUCCUGAAUACCGCCACUUAACCGAUCUCAAGGAGCUGUCUCCCCACCGCCUUAAUGAAAUUCGUCGCUUCUUUGAAGACUACAAAAAGAAUGAGAACAAGGAAGUUGCUGUGAACGAGUUCUUGCCACCGAUCACUGCGCUGGAGGCCAUUCAGUACUCCAUGGACCUAUACGCUGAAUAUAUCCUGCACAGUUUGAGGCGCUAG